GACAAUCUCGGAGGCCCCGCCUAUAUAUCUGUAAUUUUUAUUAUUUCAGCUAUUUUAUACCGCGAUGUUAUUAGUAUAAAACAGGAAUCUAGGUAAUAUGCUUUACUAGUUUCGGCGUAACGUUCAUUUUAGUGUCUGACCAAUAGGUCUUUCAGUAUCGGAAACUAAUUAUUGAUUUACCGUCUUAAGGCAACAAUAGUGAUAUUUAUGUGGUUUUUUAGAAUUACUUUGUCAUGAAAUAGUGUAAUUGGAAGAUUGUGGCGGCCAGCGGACUGAAGCAACGAUGGUUACCUGUAGAGUGGUGUGUUUAUUGGCGUUGGUGUCGACGGCGGCGGCACUACUAACAUCGCCGCCUAAGAUGGUGAAGCAACCGCCACUGAAAGAGCAGCUGUUCCAGGUGGCACAGCCGGGUGAGGUCGACAAGCCUUUCAUCAUCGAGUGCGAGGCUGAAGGAGAGCCCGCGCCUAAGUACAGGUGGAUCAAGAACGGCAAACCGUUCGAAUAUACGAGUUACGACAAUCGAAUCUCACAACAACCAGGCAGAGGCACCCUCGUGGUCAGUCAACCACGGGACGAGGAUCUUGGUCAAUACCAAUGCUUCGCCUACAACGAGUGGGGUACGGCAACAUCCAACUCCGUCUUUGUAAGAAAAGCGGAACUCAACUCGUUCAACGAAACCGAUGGACAGCAAAAAACAGUGACAGCACAGGAAGGGCUUCCUUUCAAACUGACCUGCAUACCUCCAGACGGUCACCCUAAGCCGAAAGUCUACUGGAUGUUACAAGGCGACCAAGGGCAGCUAAAAACCAUAAACAACUCCAGAAUGACCUUGGAUCCGGAAGGAAAUCUUUUCUUCUCAAAUGUGACUCGCUUCGAUGCAAGUACAGAUUACGCUUACACUUGCGCAGCGAAAUCACUUUUCAGGAAUGAAUAUAAGCUGGGGAACAAGGUGUUCCUGGAAGUAGAGCAGACAGGAAUAUCGCCGGCUUUAAACAAACAUGAGCCAGUAAAACAAUACGUGACAAGAAAAGUCGAGACUGCGCUGAAAGGGGAAAGGACGGAGUUAUAUUGUAUUUUCGGUGGAACGCCUCUACCGCAGGUAGUGUGGACCAAAGACGGCAGACCGAUCCUCUCAUCUCACGGCAUAACUCAAGACAACUACGGCAAAACGCUGGUGAUCCGGAACACGAGAUACGAAGACCAGGGCACUUACACUUGCGAGGUCAGCAACGGAGUGGGUACAGCGCAGUCGUAUUCUAUCAGGCUUAAUGUGGAAGCGGCACCAUUCUUCGACAUCGAACCGGAAUUCCAGAACAAAGCUGAAGGAGAAACAGCAGUAAUACGCUGCAAGGCCCAAGGCACACCUGUACCUCAAAUCUCCUGGAUCCACAACGGCAAGCCCAUUGAACAGGCGGAACCCAACCCUAGAAGACAAGUGACUGCCGACGCCAUUAUCAUCUCCGACUUGACUAAGAAGGACACGGGCAAUUAUGGCUGCAACGCUACGAACUCAGUCGGCUACGUUUACAAGGAUAUUUAUAUCAAUGUUCAAUCUAUCCCACCAGAGAUCAAGGAAGGUCCCGAGGACCUCGUGAAAGUGGAGGGGUCUGAAGCUGUGCUUAAAUGCCGCGUGUUUGGAGCGCCCAAGCCCAUCGUGAAGUGGAUGAGGAAUGAGGUUGAUGUUACCGGUGGAAAAUACACGAUCAAGGAAGAUGGCGAUCUGGUUAUCCGCGACGUUUCCUUCACGGAUGUCGGCAGAUAUCAGUGUUAUGCCAAGAACAAGUUCGGAGAGAAGUCUGCCUUCGGCACGCUCACCGUUAAGAAGCGCACUGAAAUCACGGACAGACCGGAAGAUUACGAAGUGGCAGCUGGCUCGUCAGCUACUUUCCGUUGCAACCCGAAAUCGGACGACUCGCUGAAGCUCGAAGUGAUCUGGCUCAACGACGGCCAGCCUAUAGAUUUCGAGGCGCAGCCGCGGUUCAGGAUGAGCAACGACUACUCGCUGUUGAUCUCUGACACAACAGAGUUGGACUCCGGGGAAUACACUUGUAUUGCACGAACUGAGAUUGACGAAGCAAGAGCUCAGGCCACUCUUACCGUUCAAGACAAACCGAACCCACCGGAGCUAAUAGGGCUGGAGUGCGGCCGGCGUGUCGCCAAAAUCAGCUGGAAGGACAUGGGCGAUAAUCGCGCGAUCACACUACGUUACACCAUUCAGUACAACACCUCGUUCACUCCCGACACGUGGGACAUUGCCAAUGACAACGUGCCUCAUGCAGAUAAGACCUGGAGCGUUGAGCUUAGCCCUUGGGCUAAUUAUACUUUCAGAGUAAUAGCAUGGAACAAGAUCGGGCCGUCCGCGCCGUCCGGUCACUCCGAAGUUUGCACCACGCAACCAGACGUGCCUUACAAAAACCCCGACAAUGUCGAGGGAAAGGGCAGAGAUCCUACUAAUAUGGUCAUCUCUUGGUCGAAAAUGCCGCAAAUUGAACACAACGGGCCCGGGUUCUACUACCUGGUGUCGUGGCGGCGCAACAUCACAGGGCAGCCCUGGACCGAGCAGCAGGUGCGCGACUGGCAGCAGACGGAGCUCGUCGUGCCCAACACGCCCACCUUCGUGCCCUACAAGAUCAAGGUUGUAGCAGUAAAUUCGAAGGGAACGUCAAAUGUUACACCAGUGGAAGUUAUAGGGUGGUCUGGCGAAGAUACGCCCACACAAGCUCCUACCAACUUCACAUUAAUACAAAUUACCACAGGCACAGCUGCCCUGCUUAGCUGGGACCCUGUACCGCCACAAACUGUCCGAGGACAUUUCAAAGGGUACAAGAUCCAGACCUGGGUGGAUGGUGAAGAAGACAAUCCAAAAGAAAUUCUAGUCAAAGCCGACGCCACAAGCGCUCUAGUCUCAAAAUUCAAGCCAUUCAAGAAGAACCACGCCCAAAUCAUGGUCUACAACGGAAGAUACAACGGUCCCGCCAGUGAGAGACUGACUUUCGUCACUCCUGAAGGAAAACCUGGACCGGUCAAUUCCUUUGAGGCAUACCCUAUUGGCUCAUCGGCUAUGUUACUCAAAUGGGACAAACCUCGUAACGAAAAUGGUAUAUUAACAAGCUACAAGAUUUAUUACAAGAAAAUGUCAGGAACCCAAGAAGGACCGUUGCAGGAGAGAAAGAAGGAGAUCGAUCCUAAAUUCGACCGAGCGAAGUUGGCUGGUUUGGAACCGAACACCAAAUACAGGAUCGAGAUUCGCGCCAAGACAAAGGCCGGGGAAGGCGAGAACUACUUCGUUGAGCAGUCGACCAAAUCUUCAGUGUCCCAGAAACCUGAUGUACCAAUUUUUGAGACGAAAACUUUACCCGCUAAGGAAGGAAGCGCGGCUCAUAUUUUAGUUCGUUGGCUGCCAACUCUCGACGGACACGCAGGGACGCAUUUCGUGGCCUGGUACCGGCUGAAGGGCCACCCGGAGUGGUCGAAGACCAACGAGGUAACGGAGGAUGACUACGUGAUUCUGACCGGACUGACGCCGAGUCAAGUGUACGAAGUCAAGAUCACCGCGCACGACGGAGAUUACUACAGUGCCAGCGAAGUUAAGGACGUCGAUACGACUAUCGACGGGCCGAUGAUAAUGCGCGACGACAAGAUGGCGACGGCGGGCUGGUUCAUCGGCGUGAUGCUGGCGCUGGCCUUCCUGCUGCUGGUGCUGGUGCUGGUGUGCGUGGUGCGGCGCAACCGCGGCGGCAAGUACGAUGUGCACGAUCGCGAGCUGGCACACGGCCGCCGCGACUACCCCGACGGGGGCUUCCACGAGUACACGCACCCACUGGACAACAAAUCUCGGCAUUCGAUGAGCAGUGGCACUAAACCAGGCCCGGAGAGCGACACCGACUCUAUGGCUGAAUACGGCGAAGGCGAAACCGGUCGCUUCACAGAAGACGGUUCGUUCAUCGGGCAGUACGUGCCCGGCGCGCGCGUGCUGCCGCCCCCGCCCGUGCCGUUGUCGCCGCCGUCGCCGCGCGCGCCCCCCACCGGCGGCAAUGCACAGCCCCCCACCUACGUCUAAGCAGUGACGUCACAGGUUCCAUUUAUCCAUAGUCCCUCGUAACUAUGACGUUCGAGUUCGCGAAUUCUGUUCAUUGAUCACAUUUAACCUUUCUGCUAAUGUUACUGAACACUUGAUCGAUAAUGCUAUGUUAAAAGUUUUGAAAUUAUUAUUAUGGUAGAAAUGUUUUAAAUACGUUUCAAAAUUAAGACAAAUCUAAUAUGAAAGUGACGUCAUAGUUUACCAAGUGACCAACAGUGGGGCUAUCUUUACAAUUUCUAAAGAGAAGACUCGUCGGUAAUGUGUCAAGCGUAAUAGCUUCCAUCCGAAAGGAGCAAGCGUGAACGAAAUAAACUUCGUUAGUUCUUGUUACAUUACUAAUUAAAUCUUGACGAGUGAUCAAUAAUGUAUAUCAAAAGCUAAGCUGCCAAUUUCAUUUGAACAAGCUGUAAAAAUGGCAGAUUUUUUAUUAAUAUUUAGUUAAAAUUUAUUAGUGACGUAGGGCCACAGGUUACGCUGAUUGUAAGCCUACAGUUUGACCUUAAUGGUGUCGGUAGAAGGCUAUUUCCAAAAUCGUUUAAAUGUCUCAUAAAAGCAAGUUUCUAAGAAUAACUAAUUUGACAGAACUAAAAUUAGUCUCCUUAUUUAACGUAUAUUGGAAUAAUGGGGCACUUCUCUUGCUGUAGCGUGUAGUUUUAUAAACGCUGCUUGAUAUUACUACUACAAUCACUAGCAGAAAUUUGGACGGACCAUAUUCCUAUGUCCUAUAGUAAGUACUGUACUGUAAACACACUACAUUAAGUACGCUACAGUAAACAUGCUACAUUAAGUACACUACAGUAAACACGCUACAUUAAAUACGCUUCAGUAAGUACGUAUAUGAAACGAAGAGCUGCCUUUUAAGGUACGGCAGUGUUUUAACUCUGUCAAAAUGGUUGGAUUUUAGAAAUGUGUGCAACAGUAACUCGCUUGUAGUAAUUUGAAAAGACGCGAGUACUUAAAUAUUCUAUUCGUUUCCAUCCAAUAAAUAUGUAUCUAAUUAUAGCAGACGUGAAUUGUCCUAAAACUCGCAAAGGAACUUUGAUUGGAGAUUUACCUCGACUGAUUCUAGUGUUUUAGUAGAUUUAUACGUAGCUUUCGUAAUAAAAGGCCGUCCUUGAUUGAUACUGGUGCCAUGUAGCGUGCCUAUCGACUGGUAAAUUCGACAAAUCAAAGCUAGAACCAGUAUUAAAUGAUCCCGCCUUAGUUGGAGUCUCCUUUAACUGGUAAUUGCCUGAUAAUGCAAUAAUCUAAUAUAAGACGAGCUUUCAUACCACAAGUAUCAAAUGAGGACGGUCUAAAGUACUCGCGUCGUCGAUUCACGAAUCAAAACAGAUUUGUUUACUUUAAGACUGAUUUUAAGUAACUACAAAAUAGUCUUUGUAACCUGACCCUUUUCCUGAACAUUGUAGUUUUUAUUACUAUCAAACUUAAAUAAAUCUAGGGCUCAUGUUGCUCAUGCGCAAAGAAGCUUUAGUACUAAUUUAGAUGUUUAAACGGAUACAAAAGUUCACUUCUGUUCGUAGUUCCUAAGUGACCUUUUGUAGCCGAUAGGAAGCAAUAAUCGUCGCAAUAAGUUCGUCGUCAUAAAAACUACAAUGUCAUGGAACCUUCUGUACCGGCUUAUUAGGCGCAUAGGCGGCUGGCUCGAUAUCAAUUACUCGUAAUUAGGGAUACGUAGCGGAAGACUCGAAUUUAAGAGAAGCUAUUUUUUUCACAGAGAGUAAGGUAAUAUAGCUCUGGGUGCCGGUGGUCAGAUAAGCCAAUUCUUGAGGGCAAACUCUUGUAUACAUAAGUUGUUUAAAAGUGUAAUAAAGGUUGUAUACUUGACUUGUUCUAACACUCAGUAACACUUUACGCUUUAGUAAAGCUGGUCGCACCGCGAGGGAAGCUACACUAAGUUAGCUUUAGUUUAGCGUUUUACUUUAGCGUAUACAUCUGUUCACACCGCGAACUAAGCUAACGGAGCUAAGGUAGCAUAGUUAGUUGCAUGCAGCUACGUGAGUUAAGCUAACUUAGCUUAGUUUCACUCGCGGCGUGACUUGCGCUUUAGAACCGAAUUAAAUAAAUCCGUCUCAAUUGCAAGAUCAAUAUUAAGAUCUUGCAUAACUUAACUGUUUUUAUUAAUAAUCGUCACGUGAGUGCGCAUAGGGCAAUAUGAGUAUAUGUUCUUCUCAGUAUAAGCUAACAGUUCUGCACCGUCAAAAUUUAAAAUCUAAUAUGAACGCUUGUAAUUUCAACAAUACUCGUUGAAUAGCAGAAUCUGCAGAAGCCUCGAAAAUUACUGAGCGAAAAUCUAGAUUCUAGCUAAAUCCAAAAAGGGCACCACCAAUAAUCGAAAAGAAGAAAAAGAAGAAAGAUUCAUUACACUAUUUGAGAGCAGUAAAAAAAUCUAAAGAUCAUUAUAAACUCCUUUUCUCUCAAUGUCACUUGAGAUGGGUUGAUGAUUGUAUUCUAUGAAUAUAAAUGAAUCUCAGCCGAUACGCACUUAAUACCAGAGUUAGUAGCAGUUUAUUAAUACAAUCAACGGGUAAUUAAUAUUGAAUGGCUCGUGGAAUAAAAUACAGCAGGUAUACUCCGUUACAUUGUCCUCUGUUACUGUCUUCAACGAAAAUAACGUGAUAAUUUAAAGAAUAAUACAGCAUGUUGGUACAGGAGUUUGUCCUCAAAACUAUCGUUAUUCUAUCUCAAUUAUUUUUUAUAAAAAUCUCAUAUUCACUAGAUCUUCUAAAUUUACUCACUAUGGACCACUAAAGAAAUAUUUUUUAGCAUUAAAACAUAACGUACUAUGUUUAUCCCAUCGACCAAACUUAUUUCAAUUCACCAUUGUAAAGAAAAUUAUUGAAUUACCUCCAUAUUUGCAUAUUAUAUUUUAACGACGAGAAAAAGUGUUAUAAAAAAUAUUUUUUUUAUUGUAUCAAAAUUAGUUUUUAUUAAUAUGCAAUGUCGUCACUUUUAGCACGAAAUGGUGGACAAAAGUGAGUUUCGUCAAAAUAAAUAAAUUUCGCCAGUUGGUGUUGCAAGAGACGAUAUGGGCUUCGCGGAUAAUUUCACCAUGUUUGUGCGAAAGUUAGGUAAGCACUGGGAAAAAUAUAUAUUUUCUAAAAUAAAUACUAUUUUUAUAUGAUUGCGAUUUGACCACCGGCCGACGUUUGGUGCUUUGCGAAGUAUCGAGGGGUGUAUGUAUUUGGUGUUGUGAUCGUGAGUAGCGUAGCACGGAAUAGUCCCCGGUCCUGUGAUUGUCCACGCAAUUGUGAACGUGACGGUCUACGAUUACGACGAGAGAUGUUAUUUCACACGACAUCAUUAUUAUGACAACACAAUCGGCAAAAUUGCUAAAUGUCUAAUUGAACAACGCGUUGUGACAUAUCAUAAAUUAUGAUGUAGUUGUUUGAAUGAUGUUGCCAACAUUUUGUCGCCAAUGAUAACAAUCGCAUUGCUGGGCAUCAUAAGUUAUUGAUAAUGAUUGAUAUUUUGAAAGAAACUACGAAAAAUAUUCUAAAAAAAUCACCUUAAGCAUACAUUGUAAAUCCCUUCAUUCUUUCAUGUAUUUGGUAUUAUUAAAUCUCCCUUUUAAUUGUAAGGCAAAAAUGUGACCACUCUUUUGAAAAUACCUUGACGAAAGUUUUUUUUAAAACCACCUCCCGAACGAAUGAACGUAAUAAUAAUUAAAUAUGGACGUUUUAAGUUCACAGACAGUAGUUAAUAGAACGGUUCUUAUUAACAAUUUUCAUAAGAAAAUGUAUCACUUUUAUUCCUAAGACCUUUACGUCAAUAAAUUCCUAGAAAUGCUCUUUCGACCAUGUUAAUAACGCGUAUACUCAAGGCCGUUCUAUGGACAUAAUUACGUCAUCGAACACGAACAUCGAUCGAUCCUCUAGGCAGGACAUAAUCGUUAAUGAACACGUCAUGUCGUGUGACGCAAUCGGUUGUUCGAUUUAGUGAACGUCAUUUGAAUCUCGAUUAUUUUUCUUGUUGUGACGCAUACCCGUCAGAAAUAUCUCUCUUCUA
Molecule: messenger RNA, 8089 nt
Organism: Hyposmocoma kahamanoa
Lineage: Eukaryota; Metazoa; Arthropoda; Insecta; Lepidoptera; Cosmopterigidae
Product: neuroglian
Exons: 16
Coding region: 284-4060 (1258 amino acids)
Biological process (GO): cell-cell adhesion; brain development
Molecular function (GO): cell-cell adhesion mediator activity
Source: RefSeq, a predicted model, not a curated record